AUGAGCAUUCAACGUUCUUCCGCCGAAACCGACGCCAACGUGGUCAUCUCUCAACCCGCCUCCUUCGACGCGCAACAAGCCACCCCAAUGGAUGAAGAUGCCACCAUCGGCGAUGCGUACGACGACUGCGAUAGCGACAGUGGAAGGAACGAAGAUGCCGGGUCCAGUUCCUGCCGCGACCGCGAUGCCGACGACAGCGACGACGAGGACGCCGAAGAGGAACCGCAGCUGUCCCCCCGGCUUGUGGACGCGCGUGCGCUCUACGAGGCCUACCUGCAGACGGGCGAGAAGGACGAAUGGUCCAGCACCAGCAGUGACGGCGACGCCUUGAGCCGUAGCGAAGACGACGACAGCGACGACGACUCCGAUGGCGGCGUCCUUGUGGAGUUUGGAGAGUGGCAAGACCAACGUGCGCUGCAUCGGCGCAACGAGGACUUCCCCUACCACACCUACAAGCCUCCACUCAUCGGCGACGGAUUCCAAGCGGCCCUUCCGUCGCUCCUAUCCGAAGAGCAGCGCCUUCUACUUGCAACCACCCCCACCACUACCGAGGAUCAAGCGGACUCUGAAGAGGAUGACGGCCCGCGACAAGAGGAGCUCAUGUGGUCGCCCGACUCAGUCAAUGAUGAGUUGGUGGAGGACUAUCUUGCGCACGUGCGAGAACUGGUGGACCACGACGACUUCUCGGAGGAGAAGGCCCUGGUCGCCUUGCACAGGCACAGCUAUGACGCCAACGGCGCACUAGCAUCGCUUCUUGUUGACCCAGAACCUUUCCACAAAGAACGUUGGAGCGACGAAGAGAAGAUUGCUCUGGUCACUGGCUGGGGUCUCUACUUCAAAAACUGGCAGAAGAUCCAAACCAUGGUACCGACAAGAUCGACAGGCGAAAUCAUGCAGUUCUACUACCAACACAAGCCCCGCGCGGAUUAUAUCAGGCGCCAGAAUCAAGCUGCUGACGAUGAGAGCGAGAGUGAAGAAAGCGAAGAGGAAGAGCUCAUCGGCCACCUGGACGGCGCGCCUGAGCCGCAGGAAGAGGACAUGGACGACGGGGCCAAAACAACGCCCUCUUCGCCGUCGUCUCCUUCUUCCGGGUUCUCAUCACCGCAUCGGCCGCUCCCGCACCAGACCGACCUCGCCUCUGUACAUAUGCCUCUGGGCGAGGACGAAAGCGAUCACGAGGUUGAGCGCCAGGUGGGCUCGAUCAAGCGACGUUGGGCCGAUCCUCAUGCCCGUGAAGCGGACGACAACAACGACGACAACGAGGGUCUUGAACCGCAACACACCAAGAAGCGAAAGCGCGAUGAAGCAGCCGUGCGGACGCAGCACUACCGCGAAGACAACGUCGACGGCGCCGAUGGCGAGGGGAACGACAAGAGCGAGGAGGACGAAGAGCGCUCCGCCGCAGCAGGCACCAAGCGAGCGCGGCUCGAUCGGGGCGGCGACAACAACGUUGAUCAAGGUGACGACGGCGACGUGUGGAGUAGGGAGGAGGAGACAACGCCAAGGGGCACCGGUGGCCAGCUCGAUGGCGCUUCCUUGUAG
Messenger RNA from Acanthamoeba castellanii str. Neff, 1542 nucleotides. RefSeq names its product Myblike DNA-binding domain containing protein. Lineage: Eukaryota; Discosea; Longamoebia; Acanthamoebidae. Gene Ontology annotation, cellular component: transcription regulator complex; histone deacetylase complex. The record is from RefSeq and is a predicted model, not a curated record. Gene Ontology annotation, molecular function: transcription corepressor activity. The coding region runs from base 1 to 1542 and encodes 513 amino acids. Gene Ontology annotation, biological process: negative regulation of DNA-templated transcription; regulation of transcription by RNA polymerase II. The transcript is spliced from 6 exons.